Molecule: messenger RNA, 1425 nt
Organism: Maudiozyma saulgeensis
Lineage: Eukaryota; Fungi; Ascomycota; Saccharomycetes; Saccharomycetales; Saccharomycetaceae
Source: the annotation of a GenBank genome assembly
AUGUCAUCUAAACAAGGUAGUCAUCUCUUCGUUCUCAUACAUGGGUUAUGGGGAACUCCUCAACACAUGGGAUCCCUUAGAGAAAGUUUCCAGCAGUAUAUCGAUCCAAGCGAAAAUGCAAUUUUUUUAUUACCAUCUCAAAACUCUAAAUUUAAAACUUUUGAUGGUAUUGAGGUGCUAGGUUAUAGAGCGCUCCUUGAGAUUUGUCAAUAUAUUAGAAGGCAUAAUGAUCUAAAAGAAUGUUCCGAUCAUAAACGUAUUACACGAAUUAGUAUAAUUGGAUAUUCACUCGGUGGUUUGGUGGCCAGAUUUGUUGUUGGUAAGAUGUUUACAGAAUGUCAAGAAUAUUUUUCUGGUAUUGAACCUGUAUUAUUCUUAACAAUGGCAAGUCCGCAUCUCGGGAUACGAUUCUUUAAUCCAUCAAAGAGUAUACUUAGAACAAUUUUAGAUCCAACAAUGACUAUUCUUGGAUCGAAUGCCUUAGGGAAAAGUGGUAGAGAACUUUUUAUUGCUAAUCGAUACAAUGAUAUUUUAAUUACAUUGAGUGAAGGUGAGUUCAUUGAUGGACUAGCAAAAUUUAAAUAUAGAACUGUUUGUGCAAAUGUUAAGAAUGAUAGAACUGUUGCAUUCUACACAGCCUUUAUAACAAAUCAUGAUCCUUUUAUUGAUACUCAAAAUAGCGUGAAUUAUACAUUCGAGACUAAUAUUCCAGGAAAUGGUUACGGUUUUAGUUUACCAAAAAUUGUUGAUUUGACUAAGUUGGAUCCUAAGAAUAAACAUAUUGUGGAAGAGAAAUCACUAUCAUUAAAUGCGAAAUUAAAACUUUAUGUGUUAUUACCUUGUUUAUUCCUAGUAAUUUUCCCAAUUGCAUUACUGGUAAAUAUAUCAGGUACCAUAUAUAGACAUUUUGCUACCAUUAAAUAUAGAAAGAUGAUUAGAGAUGGAAAUUUACCAAAUAAGUUUCGCGAAAAGGUUGGGAUUAGUGAUAGAUUGGAAGCGUAUGUUAGUACUACGUAUGAAUCAAUUUUAAAAGAAAACGAAUCUGGAAAUGAUGAUUUGGAGGAAGAUGGUGACUUUAUACAAAGCGGGGAAACUUAUGUUCAAUCAACGAGUAAAAUUUCUAAUGGUAUUAAAUCAGAAGAUGAUAAAUGGGAUGCAUUUAUUCAAAAAUAUUCCAGUAUUGUUAGUGAAAAGAAUACUUGGUAUAAAAGUUUCAAUGAUCUCCCUUUUGAUAAUAAAAGAAUGACAAUAUUAGAAAAUCUUUCCAGUUUAGAAUGGAUCAGAGUUCCAAUCUAUGUUAAGGCACUUAAUGCACAUGGUAGUAUUAUUGCAAGAAGAGGUAUUGAUGAGGAUACACAACCAACUAGUCUUGCCUCUAUACAAUUUGUCGGUCAACUAGUAAGUUACCUAGUCUCAACUAAUUAA